Messenger RNA from Emericellopsis cladophorae, 1575 nucleotides. RefSeq lists its product as uncharacterized. Lineage: Eukaryota; Fungi; Ascomycota; Sordariomycetes; Hypocreales; Bionectriaceae. Gene Ontology annotation, biological process: nucleoside metabolic process. The coding region runs from base 1 to 1575 and encodes 524 amino acids. The transcript is spliced from 3 exons. The record is from RefSeq and is a predicted model, not a curated record. Gene Ontology annotation, molecular function: catalytic activity.
AUGACAUCUCCGAACGACUACAGUGUCGGAUGGAUCUGUGCGAUCAAAGUCGAAUAUCUGGCUGCACGGUUGUUCCUCGAUGAAGAGUAUGCACCUCUGAAAACUCAAAACCCGAACGAUGACAAUGUGUACACGCUUGGUCGUAUGGGAGAACAUAAAAUCGCCAUAGCCUGUUUACCAAAGGGCUCAUACGGUACUGUGAGCGCAGCCAAUGUCGCCAAGGACAUGCUCCGCACUUUCACCAAUAUGCGAUUCGGGCUCAUGGUCGGCAUUGGCGGCGGUGUUCCCACGAGCUCCCACGACAUUCGACUUGGUGAUGUUGUGGUGAGCACCCCUGAUGGUGCCGACGGCGCUGUGCUGCAGUACGAUUUUGGGAAGACGAUCCAGGGAAAGCAAUUCAAAAUGACGGGGCAUCUGAAUCAACCGCCCCAAAUCUUGUUAUCUGCUGUGCAGAAUCUUGGCAUUGAACAUCAGAUAAAUGGCCACACCAUCGACGAAACGAUUACAAGUAUACUUGCCGCCAAUCCUCGCGCGAAGAAGCAGUGCCAGAAGCCGGACCCCGAGUCAGAUCUGCUGUACCACAGCGACGUCGUCCACACGGACGGGAAGGCGCCCGAAUCUUGCAUGACCGGGUGUGGCAAUGCGUCGGAUGUGAUUAUCACGAGACCGGACAGGCUUGAUUACGAAAAGGGCACCCAAAUCCAUUACGGUCUCAUCGCGUCGAGCAAUUCGCUAAUGAAAGACGCCAAGGUUUGUUUCCGCAUCGCGACGCAGGUAGAAGACGCUGACCCUGAAACCAAGAUACGUGACGCACUAGCCGGGGAAAGGAAUGUCCUCUGCUUCGAGAUGGAGGCAGCUGGGCUGAUGCCAUCCUUCAAGUGCCUGGCCAUCCGAGGGAUAUGUGACUACUCAGAUUCUCACAAGAACAAAAUCUGGCAAGGGUACGCAGCAAUGACAGCUGCAGCAUAUGCGAAGGGACUGCUUGGCAGGAUCAGCCCGCAGCGGGUCGAUGCUGAGAACAGAGUCUUGCUCGACCUCCUCAGCUCGACAAUUAUCCAGAGCCUCCUCGAAGAAAAGGGGAUUCUGCUGUACUUCUUCUUCGACUUCAGCGACAAAGCAAAGCAAUUUUUUGAAGACAUGCUGCACUCGCUACUGUACCAGCUUUACUGCAUAUCGCCCAGUACCCAUAAACCGCUCGAUGAACUUCUCGAUUCCAUCGAACCAUCACAGCCUAGCGUUGCCCAGAUGAUCUCGACUUUCAGUGCCAUAGCGGGCGCAGUGGAGCGUUUACGCGUGGUUAUAGAUGCACUCGAUGAAUGUAUCACGAAAAACAUGCUGCUUGCAUGGCUGCAAGACGUAUGCGGGAGGAAUACGCACUUGCAACUCAUCACAACCAGCCGCCCAACGCAUGACAUUGAAUCUUCCAUCCGAAGCUGGGCUCCUCCGAGGGCAGAUGUGUUCCUCGGGGCCGGUCUCAUUGACCCAGGCAUAUGCGAGGUCAUCCACGACAAGGUUUCGUUCGGCCACCUGCCAGCUCGCAAUGCUGGAAGGGUGCUGCGAUUACCAGGAGCUUGA